This is a messenger RNA of Arachis ipaensis, 1767 nucleotides long. NCBI's taxonomy places the organism in Eukaryota, Viridiplantae, Streptophyta, Magnoliopsida, Fabales, Fabaceae. The record is from RefSeq and is a predicted model, not a curated record.
AUGUUAGCGGUCAGAGACACUGACUAUAAUUCCGCACCAAUCCCAGACAUCCCCGAGCUGACUUUCCGUCCCACUGACGUCAAUUGCAGACACACAAACUACGACGACCCCGUGGUCGUCUCUAUCCAACUGGGAGACCUUAUUGUUCGGAAGGCAUUGCUUGAUCCAGGGAGUAGUGCUGAUGUACUUUUUUUUGCAACAUUUCAAAAAAUGAAAUUGAGCACUAACAUUUUGCAGCCAUAUUCGGGAGACUUGGUUGGAUUCUCAGGAGAGCGAGUGCCCGUCCUGGGGUCCGCAUGGUUGCAAACUACACUAGGCGAACAACCAUUAUCCAGAACACAGGAUAUUCAAUAUCUCAUCGUAGACUGUUUUAGCCCUUAUAAUCUUAUCUUAGGGAGACCUUUUUUAAACAGAUUUGCUGCUAUUGUUUCUACAUAUCACCUCUGUGUCAAGUUCCCUGUGCAGGAUAAUAUCGUUGCAACCAUACAUGGCGAUCUGCAAGAAGCUCGGCAAUGCUACAACGUAAGUUUGAAACCCAUCAGAAAGAAAACUGAAGCUCGGGUCAACUCAAUACAAUCCAAACAACCAAUCUUGGCAGAAUUAGACCCAAGAGCUGACUUCCAGGAACGUCCCACGCCUAAUGAAGAUCUUCACAAGGUCGUCUUAACCGAAGAUCCAGCAAAAUUCACAUUCAUCGGAACAUCAAUGGACGACGAGGUCAGAAUAAAGCUAAUUAAUUUCUUGUGUGCGAACGCCGACCUUUUUGCAUGGACUUCCGGAGACAUGCCAGGGAUUAUUCCGUUAGUAAUUACACACAAAUUGGCUGUCAGUCCGGCAGCCCGACCAGUUUCCCAGAAAAAGAGAAACCUCGGCGCAGAAAAGCGAUCAGCAUCCAUGACAGAAGUCAACAAACUCCUCGAAGCAAAAUUCAUCCACGAAAUCAGGUUCACCACGUGGUUGGCCAACGUCGUUAUGGUAAAAAAGAAUAACGGUAAAUGGCGCAUGUGCGUCGACUUUACUGAUUUAAAUAAAGCAUGCCCAAAGGAUGCUUAUCCUCUACCUUGCAUAGACACUUUAGUAGAUAACUCCUGUGGUUAUGACACUUUGAGUUUCAUGGAUGCAUAUGCUGGUUAUAAUCAGAUCCUUAUGCAUCCAUCAGACCAAGAAAAAAUAGCUUUCAUAACUGAAUAUGGUAAUUACUGCUAUAAUGUUAUGCCUUUCGGUUUAAAGAAUGCAGGGGCGACGUACCAACGACUGAUGAACAGGAUUUUCGAACACCAAAUAGGUAGAAAUAUCGAGGUAUACGUGGACGACAUGGUCGCCAAGACAAAGAUCGGCCAAUCCCACAUACAGGAUCUUGAAGAAAUAUUUGCUCAAAUCAGAAAAUAUAAUAUGCGGCUAAACCCUGAGAAGUGUGCCUUUGGUGUAAAAGGCAGAAAAUUUCUCGGAUUUAUUCUGACAAGUCGGGGUAUCGAGGCAAAUCCAGAAAAAUGUCAAGCAAUACUUGAUAUGUGCAGUCCAAAGACAACAAAAGAUGUUCAAAGGUUAACAGGCAUAUUAGCGGCAUUGUCAAGAUUCUUGCCAUGCUUGGCCUUCAAAUCUUUCAACUUUUUCCAAUGUUUAAAGAAAAGUGCGAAGAGCUUUUUCUGGGAUGAGAAAUGUGAAGAAGCAUUUUUGAGCUUGAAACAGUUCCUCUCCAACCACCUGUUUUGCAGAAACCUAAGCUCGGCGACCCAUUAUACCUAUAUUUGUCUGUCACUGAGAUGA